Molecule: messenger RNA, 916 nt
Organism: Leptonychotes weddellii (Weddell seal)
Lineage: Eukaryota; Metazoa; Chordata; Mammalia; Carnivora; Phocidae
Source: RefSeq, a predicted model, not a curated record
GCUGCAGCUUUUCCGGCUGGUGGGUUCUUUUGGGGAGUUAUUCUCUCAAUAGCUGCAUUAUUUCCUCCUUUCAUGAUGAAACUGCUACCAUGGGAAGAUUGGAGGAGACCCAGGAAGAGCAGAGAAGCUGACGAGGCCUGGCUGGCCUAGGAACUGUCAUGCUUGGGUUUGUAACGUUUCCCGCCGGGCUAGUGAUGCUGAGGUCUGGCCUUGGAUCCUGGGAAAAGGACGGUCCUGCUGGUGGGGGAGACAUGUCGAGUUUCUCUAAGGCACCCCAGGUGACUGUGGGGAUCAUGUUGUCAUUAUGAACACAAGGCACAUUGCAUUUUCUGGAAAUAAAUGGGAACAAAAAGUAUACUCCUCACAUACUGGUUAUCCAGGUGGAUUUAAACAAGUAACAGCUGCUCAACUUCACCAGAAGGAUCCAGUAGCAAUUGUGAAACUAGCUAUUUAUGGCAUGCUGCCAAAAAACCUUCACAGAAGAACUCUGAUGCAGAGAUUGCAUCUUUUCCCAGAUGAGGACAUACCAGAAGAUAUUCGUAAGAAUUUGGUGGAAGAGCUUCCUCAACCACGAAAAGUACCCAGACGUCUAGAUGAGUACACGCAGGAAGAAAUAGAGGCUUUCCCAAGAGUGUGGUCUCCACCUGAAGAUUAUCGCCUCUAGGAGAAUGAAAAUUGCUGGAAAGAGCAAUGAGGUGACUGAAGCUUCUUCCCGAUGAGUCUCCCGAGCUACAGGCCGAGUGAGGCAGCUGCUGCGUUUUGACAAGGAACUUGUCAUGGGCACUGAAAGCUUGUGGAGAAAGAUCAGGAGGUGAUAAUCCUUCGAUAGAUACGUUAUUUUAUAGAAUUUUUUUAUUAUGUAGUCCAGUUUGGAUGUUGUACAUGAUGAUAAGAAUAAAAUUGCUUAGUUGUUUAA